AAGCACGCUUCCGACCCACCAGGCCGGGCGGGCUCUGUUGCGUUUCCUCCUGGAAGCAGGCGGAAAGGGGCGGCCCGAAAGGCGAUGGGCUCUCACCUCCCCUUCCGCAGCGCGCCCCGCUCUGCCCCGCCUCGCGGCCGUUUUCAGCAUGGCCGUGGACUGGAUCGGGUUCGGCUACGCCGCUCUGGUGACAUCGGGAGGGCUCAUUGGCUACGCCAAAGCAGGCAGUGUCCCAUCACUGGCUGCUGGGCUGCUCUUUGGAAGUCUGGCUGGACUGGGCGCCUAUCAGCUCUCCCAGAAUCCAAGCAAUGUUUGGAUUUCUCUGAUUACAUCUGGAACACUGACUGCCGUAAUGGGAACAAGAUUUUACAACUCUGGAAAGUUCAUGCCUGCAGGGCUGAUUGCUGGUGUCAGUUUGCUAAUGGUUGGAAGAUUAGCACUGAAGAUGGUGGAGAAGCCCCAUGAGAAGUAACUGCUCAUUUUACAGCUUAUCAUCUGGAUGAGUAAACCUGAUAAUGAUGCUGUGUGAACACAGAAGCAAGAAGAUUGGGAUGGAUAGUUUACAUGCAAGGUGCCAUUUAUUUCAAGGAUCUGGUAGAGCUCUUACUGUGUAGUGAGAAUUUGGUCCUGGUUGCUUUUUUGAAACGUAUUUCAAUGUAUUUUGACGCUUCUGAUUUUUAUAUUCCAAAAUACACUGAUGAUGUAUAUGAAGUAGAGAGGAGCUAUAAUUAAGCAAGUAGCCAUGAAGUGUCACCAGAAAUAACUGGCUGAAUACAGCGCCGAAUCCCAUACCUUUCAUACCAAGUACUACGGUAUGCUUUACCUCCUGUAUUCUGAGUUGAUACAUCACAUCUGUAUAACACCAAACAAAUCUUACCUUUUUAUUGUGAAAUGAUGCCAAAAUGUUGCUUUUCUACAAGUAAAACGUUAUAAACCUUUA
This is a messenger RNA of Numida meleagris (helmeted guineafowl), 940 nucleotides long. Its product is annotated as transmembrane protein 14C-like. The coding region runs from base 149 to 472 and encodes 107 amino acids. The transcript has 5 exons. Gene Ontology annotation, biological process: regulation of heme biosynthetic process. Gene Ontology annotation, cellular component: mitochondrial membrane. NCBI's taxonomy places the organism in Eukaryota, Metazoa, Chordata, Aves, Galliformes, Numididae. The record is from RefSeq and is a predicted model, not a curated record.